AUGUCUCUGAAGUGGUUGUUCCAAGUGUUCCAAGGUUCUCAGUUUAAAGGAACCUUUGGUUAUCGAAGAUCAAAUGCCUACUUUGCAGUGGCUCUGGGAGGAGGCCCAGACGCUGUGGCAGACGUCCUCGGAGCCUGCUGUGACAGACAGCCUGUGAGUCCUAGUCAAACAGAAACCAGUGACAGCGCUAUUUGGAGAGAACUCUUUGCUUGGUUGGAGCAUCUGUUACAUCUCCUAGCCACCAUGAGCUGCAGCAAGCACAGCUCACAGAAGGUCCAUCCUGAUUUAAGAGAAACCUUGAAAAUCAAGUACCAUCCAGUUCAGGUCCCUCAAAAAGAGCAGAAUGAUCCCAAGAAGUUGCAAAUGAAAAUGAGUUCCCAAAAAAGAUCAAAUGAGAUACCUAACACCCAAGAGCAAGGACUCUGUUCUAAGAAAACUCGACGAGAUCUGACUACUCCCCUAACUAAGAUAAUCAACAUCACCUUGGGGGGAAACCCAAAGACAUAUAUGUACCACUUCAUCCAGGAGAGGACAUGUAGCAUAUAUGAAGCUCUGAACACCCUUGACCCUGUCAAAAGAGAGAUAAAAAGACAGCAAGGCAAAGAAAUGCUGGUGUGUGGCAUAAAAGGAAUAGAAGGCUACAUAAACCUUGGCAUGCCCCUCCGUUGUUUUCCAGAAGACAGCCAUGUGCUCAUUACAUUUUCCAAAACUGAAAGUGAGGAGAAAGAAAAUAAUUAUCGCUUUGACUACUCACCUGCUGAGUGUGUUAUAUUUUACAUACAUGCAGUUGGGAAUAGGGAACAAAGGAUUCUGAGUGGCAGGGAACUUCACCAGGAGGGGACCAAACUCUGUGUCUAUGGCUUCAAAGGAGAGACCAUCAAGGCCACUCUGAGGAAGGAUGGCAGGUUUGAUUCCUUUGUAGAGCAUGCCCAUUGGAAACUCAUUAACCAUGACACCAUCAUAGAAAACACCCAGCCAGUUGAUGUGUUACAGGGCAAGCUCUUUCAGAUUGAUGUCGAGAGAAAGGAGAGCCCUUGGGUGGCUACGGCAACUCAGAAAUCUGAGAUGGAGGACAGAAACUUGGAGAUAAAAGGAUACAUUGUGAAUUUGUACCCCACAUUGAAAGGAGAACGAGAGAAAAUAGAAUCACUUAUCAAGGAAGAAAGUGAAAAUAGUAAAGAACAGUCUCUUUUCGAAACCCAUAAGAGAAAGUUCGGGGACCUGACAAAAAAUUCUACUCCAGGGACAACCAACAAACUUCUUUCACAAUUCCUUGAUUCCAUUGGGCUCCUAAUUUGGGACAAUAAUGGAAACCGAGGUAGUGCCACUUGCUUUGUUUUUAGAGGGUUGUACAUUUUCAUUUGUAGGCAUGUGUUAAAUGACAUUGUGGGAGAAGGAAAGGAGCCACUUGAAUGCAUAGACCUAAUUAGCCGAUGUGUAAGAGUGACAUUUGAUGAUGAUUGUAAAGAGCCAAACUCAAACUUCAACAGUUAUUUUUGCAUUGAACCUUCGUUUGUCAUAUCUGAUGUAACUCUUGACUAUGCUGUCCUGAAACUGAAGGAAAAUGAUCAACAAGUGCCUGUUGGGCUGUAUAAUGGAAUAGCUAUUACAGUUCGUGAUGAAUUGGUAUUUAUGAUUGGCUAUGAAAAUGGACAAAGGGUUAUUGACCGUUGUACAGUGAUCCCUCAAGGUAAACUAGAAGAGAAAAAUCAACAAUGUGUUCAUGGAACAGAAGCAGCAAGUCAUAACCAUUCUUUGAAGUCCCUCCCUAUGUACACGAAGAGAAGUUUCCAAGAGAUUGACAACUCUAAUGACUUUACCUAUAAUAUUUUUUAUUGCAGCUCUUCUGGAUCUCCAGUAUUUGAUUGUAAAGGUUCUCUGCUGGCCAUGCACACUGCUGGCUUCAGUUUUGAACAUGAAAGUGGAGUUUAUAAUAUCAUUGAGUUUGGCACAAGGAUGGAGUCCAUCCUUGAGGAUAUUAAACAAAAACAUAAAGAAUGGUAUAAUGAAGUUUGUGUAAAUCAGCAGGAUGUAGAAAUGAACAGUGAUGAAGCUGAUAUAAAUGAACAAGAUGUAAAAAUGGACAGUGAAUCCUAUAUAAAUCAGCAGGAUAUAGAAAUGCCUAGUGUAGACAUUUAAGGAUGGGGAGAAUUUGUUCUGGCUUUGAAAGCAUCCAUUUUAAUGGGUAAAGAUGACUGAGAACAUGGCUUACUGGUUGAGCGCUUGUCUAGCAUGCACAGCAUUCUGGGAUUAGUCCCCAGUGAAAAAUGGAUAUUAGCACUCCAAUCAAUUUCCAAAAUUGUUGUUCCCACUGGCUUUUUAAAACUGGCUCCCCCAUGGGAGGCCUCACCCUCCCUGAGGAGUGAUGGGGGCA
Phodopus roborovskii (desert hamster) is the source of this 2374-nucleotide messenger RNA. RefSeq names its product serine protease FAM111A-like. NCBI's taxonomy places the organism in Eukaryota, Metazoa, Chordata, Mammalia, Rodentia, Cricetidae. The transcript is spliced from 4 exons. Bases 1 to 2139 code for a protein of 712 amino acids. The record is from RefSeq and is a predicted model, not a curated record.